Molecule: messenger RNA, 1597 nt
Organism: Caenorhabditis angaria
Lineage: Eukaryota; Metazoa; Nematoda; Chromadorea; Rhabditida; Rhabditidae
Source: the annotation of a GenBank genome assembly
AUGUUGGUGUCACCAACAGCGGCCGCGACGGCUAUCGAACACCGAUCAAUUCAAGAUCUCAGGUAGGUUUUCGAGAAAUUCCUCAAAAAAUUACUGUAGUGAUCUAUGAAAUUUGCAGGAACAUUUUGCCAGAACUUCAAAACCUCAACGAUGGUUAUAUUCUUCGUUGGCUUCGCGCCAAAUCCGGACAUUUUGAUGAGACUGUGGAUUCAUUGAGAAAACACGUGGUUUUUAGAAAUGCUUGGCAUUUGGACACCAUUGAUCAAUGGACCCCGCCAGAGGUGAAAAUGCAUUUAAAGCCUAAAAAUGAAAAAAUUUAAAAAAUUCGCGCGCAUGAAAACUCGAACUCGAGUCUUGUGACUGGCAGCAAAAACGUCUACCACUGAACCAAGCGCGCAUAUCGAAUCAUGGGGCAAAUGAAGUUGAAAAAGAUGCCCCAAAAAUUUUUGCUAAUUUUUCCAGUGCCUCGAAAAAUAUUGUGGUUACGGUUUGCUCGGCGACAACGAGGGUCGACCGAUUCUGAUGUCGUUGUUGGGAAAUGUGGAUGUUGAGGGAUUAUUGAGAUCGGUCGCCUCGUUGGAUUAUAUUAAAUUCUCGUUGGCCGCAAUUGAGAAGGGAAUGAAAUUGUGUGAGGAAAAAGCCAAAGAGGUUUGUGGGGAUGCGAAAAAAAAUUGAUAUUUAUUUGAAAAUAGAUUGUAAAUAGACUGGGGGUACUGUAGUUUUCCAGAUAAUUUUUCAUUUUUCUGAUUUUUUCCCAGCUACUGUAGUUUUUCCAAAAUUCUGGCAGGUUUUCGAUUUUGCUUUAUUUUAUUCCAAUUUUUUAAAGAAAUUCUGAGCUACAGUACACAUUUUGGGGUUACUGUAGAAUCAGCUUCCUGACAAGAAUUCGAUUUCUAAAUUGCCACGUCAUCAAAUUCAGUUUUCACAAUUAAUAAACAAAAAACACAAUUUUUUUCUGAAAUUUUUUCGAAAAAAGUCAUGACGUGGCAAAAAUUUUUCUGAAAAUCGAGAAUUUUCUCCACAAAAUUGUGCAAUUUUUCGAGAUUUUCUGAUUUUAACCUGAAAAAUGAUGACGUGGAAAUUAGAAAAUGAAAUUUCCACGUCAGUUUCGAGAAAAACCACGUGACAUUUUCAAAAAAAAAAAAAUAAAAUUUCCAAAUUGCCACGUCAUCAUUUUUUCGCACAAAUUCUUGAUUUUGGAAAAGUUCGAAGAUGGCGUGGCAAUUUAUACAAUGCAAUUUCUAAACUGCCACGUCAUAACCAUUCCCAAUAUUUCCAGUCUGGUCGACCAUUCGAACAACUAACUCUCGUCUUCGACCUCGAGCACAUCUCCUCGGCUCAUUUCUCCAGCAAACAAUUCGCCUCCUCAUUCACAACACUCGUCAGUUUGUUCCAAGAUCAUUAUCCAUUAACAUUGCGUCGAAUUUUGAUCAUCCGUGCUCCCGAAAUGGCUCGAAUCGCCUACGCCUCAAUCACAGCAAUUCUUCAAGAUCCGAUAACUCGUCUAGUUGAUAUGCCAUCAGAGGUUAGUGGGGGCGGGACUAUCAAAUCUAACAUUUAUUUGAAGAACGAUAAAAAAAUAAUAGUUAGAAUAUAG